CCGGUGUAGGCGCAAGGAUAGUGAAAAAGAGCAAGUGUGGCAACACCACUACUCGUAAUCUCUGUAAGCACAGGUGUAGUAAAAUUAUUUAAUUGAAAAAACCUGUUCACCUUCAGCACACUUAGUGUACAUCUGUAAGAUACAGAAGAAAUUGCACAACAUUUAAAAAAAAAGCAAUUUGGCAAGAGAAGGAAAUUUACUUUGACAAUUAGACUGCCACAUUUUCGAAGUUAUUUAUAUUAUUGGAAAAGUAUCUGAUGAAAAUUACAAUGGAUACCACCUGGAAAUGGCAAUGUAUCAAAAUUUAUAAAAGAAAAGCACCAGAAGAAAAUACUAAAAAGAUAAAUAAGUUGGUCAGCAAAAGUUGUGCUUGUAGAAGAGAUUAUCAUGAAAAGAUAUUAAAAGGGAUUAGUGAAGUUCAACCACACACUAGUUCCAAGUGCAAAUGUAAGAUACAUUUUAAUAGGAGAAUGGUUAAAGAAAAGACUGGUAAACAGAUUAUCAAUUUGAAGUGCAAAUGUCUUAAAAUUUUUAAAGGAAACAUACCAGAGAAACAUAUAAAAAAGAAAAGUAAGUUUGUCAGCAAAAGUUGUACUUGUAGAAGAGAUGUUCAUGAAAAGAGAUUUGGAGGAAUUAGUGAAGUUCAACUACACACUAGUCGCAAGUGCAAAUGUAAGAUAAAUUUUAAUUGGAGAAUGGUUAAAGAAAAUAUUGGGAAAGAUAAGUUUGUCAGCAGAAAGUGUGUUUGCAGAAGAGAGCGGAAGGGAUUACAGUCAAAUGUGAUGUGUUUCAAAUAUAAUUUAAUAUUUGCUUAAUAGUUGAAUUUGGCAUUAUCAUUUUUUCUUUUUUUUUUUUAAAUAUCUUCACAAUUAUGUAACUGGAUCUCUAUGUUUAUUUCGUUUAUAUUGUAUAAUUUUUACCAAAGAAAACUAACUUUAUACUUAUUUUUACCCAAGUGGCUUUCAUGGGCCUUGAAUAUAUAAUUCACAUAAUAAAAUUGUUUUUUAAUUUUUAUAUAAAAGUUAAUUUAUUUAAAACGGUUGAAGCCAAAAUACGGAAAGCGCCGAAUGAUCAGUGGCCGCGGAAAUUUUUAAAACAAACAUUAACAUAUAAACUAUUUUUCACCUCCCUAUAUAUCAAAAUAUAAGAACCUUUCUUCCUUUCUACUAUCUAUCUAAAAAAUAUUUGUUUGCACUCCCGUACGAGAGUUGCUAUUGAGGGAAACUAAAAAACUGAAAAUAUUUUUUCCUACAUUAAUUGAAAUUUACACACUUUCACUUAUCGAGGAUAAUAUCUAUCAAGUGGAUAAUUUUUGUUUCCAGCAGAAAUAUUUGCUUAGACUCCCGUACGACGGUUAGGAUUUAGAUUUUAUUGUAUGUGGCCAAUGUCUGGGCCUUCCUAUUCCUUCCUGCAUCAAAUUUAUCCCUCGUACAAAGGGAGGGGUAUACUUUGUGAACCUCAGGUUUGGAGAUUUCGGUCCCUAAUUUUAAGGACCUGUUUCUUCCUACUGCCUUUUCUUCGGAGUCGUAAUUUUCGUUUCCAGCAUAAAUAUUCGCUUCCACUUCCGUACGAGAGUAGAGUUGUAAACGUAGUAAAACUAAAAAAUUGAAAAAAAAAUUAAUUUGUUUAUUUUUAAG
Messenger RNA from Cylas formicarius (sweet potato weevil), 1637 nucleotides. RefSeq lists its product as uncharacterized. The record is from RefSeq and is a predicted model, not a curated record. Lineage: Eukaryota; Metazoa; Arthropoda; Insecta; Coleoptera; Brentidae. Bases 258 to 815 code for a protein of 185 amino acids. The transcript has 8 exons.